Colossoma macropomum (tambaqui) is the source of this 1467-nucleotide messenger RNA. It is a transcript of the gene epdl1, whose product is annotated as ependymin-like 1. Gene Ontology annotation, biological process: cell-matrix adhesion. Gene Ontology annotation, cellular component: lysosome; extracellular region. The coding region runs from base 107 to 838 and encodes 243 amino acids. The transcript is spliced from 6 exons. The record is from RefSeq and is a predicted model, not a curated record. Lineage: Eukaryota; Metazoa; Chordata; Actinopteri; Characiformes; Serrasalmidae. Gene Ontology annotation, molecular function: calcium ion binding.
CAAAUCAGGCCACCGGGGUGUUAUAUAAGGAGAGAAAGAAGGGGAGACUCCUAUCGCAGAGGACGGAGGGAAAGAAAGAAGAGAGACAAACUCUCCAGCUGAAAUCAUGCACUACCUGCUGUGGGUCGCUCUGGUGGGGCUGUUGGCUGAAAGCUGCUCAGGAGAAAGACCUCAUCCUCACCCUCAUCCUCAUCCUCAUCCUCAUCCUCCUCAUCCUACUCAUCAUCCUCACCCUCCUCAUCCUACUCAUCAUCCUCACCCUCCUCGUCCCUGCAAGUCUCCUCCAGAGCUUCAGGGAAGCCUCACUGUGACGGCUUCAAAUGCUGAUUACUAUUUGUUCGGGAAGUACAUCUACGACGCAAUUGGUCAACGGAUCCGCUUUGGAGAUUUCGGCCAAUACAAGAAUGAAUCCUUCCAUGAUGACGUUCUGCUACUUUAUAAGGAGGGCGUGAUGUACAAGAUCAACGAAAAGAACCAGACAUGCAGUAAGAAAGAGCUGACCGACACCUUCCAUCCGAUGGAGAUCCCAGCUAACGCCACCCUGCUGGGGCAGGUCGUUUUGGGCAGUUUCUCUGGACCCGGUGAAGGCCUGCUGGUCAACUCCUGGAUGGGAGAAGCACCUGCAAAUGAUGCUAAGUACUUCCUGACAUUUACUGAAUUUGGCUGCCUUCCCAUCUCCUCCAUCUACCACUCGCCACAGGCUGGCUGGAUAGUCACCAGCUUCUUUAACAUCAUUGUGGGAAUCAAGGACCCAAGCCCACUAACUCCUCCUCCGUUCUGUAAGAAUGCCACUAUGGAGAGUGGAGACAACGGGAACUUCUUCAGCGCUUUCCUCUGAGAGACCACAAUGGCUCACUAUAACUCAUAUUCCACAUUUAACACAUUAAUGAACACAAUGAACUAACCUACAUCAGCUUAGAUACGUUUUACAUGGAACUGCUGAACUGACUGAUUUCAUUCUGAAGGUCAUUAUAGGAAAACACAUCAUACUGCUCUGUUACUGACUAGUCUACAUGUACACUGCACUCUGAAUGUACUUUUGUAGACUUCAGCUGAUGUGUUGAAAGCAUGUUUGUGGUCAAAUACCAUGUUUUGUUGAUUUUCUUAGUGAAAACUGAUACAUUCUCUACGGAGAACAAUUUGCCCCUUUUAAAUAUAAUUACUGUUUAUUUGCUGAACGUAACAUUGGAGAUAAAACUGCAGAACAAUGCCACGUUUAAGCUCACUGUAGAGAGUGUUCACCUAUUCUCACUUAGAAAACAAACAAAACGUCAUUUGACCAGGGGCGCCAAAAAUUUUGCAACACUUCACACUGUUGUUUUUGUUACUCAUACAGAGGAUGCAGUUACAGAUUCAUAAACUCUCAGUUUGCACUGAAUAUCUUAGAAACAUGUUACACAACUUUGCUCACAUCAGCUAAUUAUAACAAGCGAUGAACUAACAUUUUAAUAAAAGCUGCUUAAGGAA